Scheffersomyces amazonensis is the source of this 746-nucleotide messenger RNA. RefSeq names its product mRNA splicing protein. The coding region runs from base 174 to 578 and encodes 134 amino acids. Gene Ontology annotation, cellular component: U12-type spliceosomal complex; U1 snRNP; precatalytic spliceosome. Gene Ontology annotation, biological process: RNA processing; spliceosomal snRNP assembly. The transcript has a single exon. The record is from RefSeq and is a predicted model, not a curated record. Lineage: Eukaryota; Fungi; Ascomycota; Pichiomycetes; Serinales; Debaryomycetaceae. Gene Ontology annotation, molecular function: RNA binding.
UUAUGUAUAUGAUUGGGAAGUGCAUACGUAAUAUGAAAAAUCUCACAUAAUCCCCAAAUUUUGUACGCACACUCCAUCACCAAAGCCAAGAGAGAAAAAGUACUUACUAUUAAACCAAAAAUAACUGGUUUUCAACGAGUUAUCUGUAAGACUAAUCACAUUUGUAGAUCAAUAUGAAGUUAGUUCGAUUUUUAAUGAAUUUACCUAGUUCUACUAGUCUGCCUGUAACAGUAGAACUUAAAAAUGGGAACUCUAUAAGUGGUCAAUUAUUAUCAUGUACGCCUCUGAUGAAUUUAUCAUUAAAGAAUAUUAAAUUAAUUCAACCUUAUCAAGAUCCUCAAUUAUUAGAAUAUAUGAAUAUAAGAGGAAAUCAAAUCAGACAAAUAAUAUUACCAGAUGAAAUUAAUAUUGAGGCAAUUCUAGCUAAAAGUGUCGUUAAAAUUAAAGGUCAAGGUGCUGGUCCUGGUGCAAGAGAUCCUCAAACAUCAAGAGGUGGAGGUCCAGCUGGUAGAGGUGGUAGACCAUCAAGGGGUGGUCCAAGGGGUGGAUCAAGAGGAGGAAGACCCAGACCAUUUUAAAUGUUUAUGGAUGGAGAUACUGGUCCCUGGUCUCUUUGUAUUAUAGAAAUUGUCUUUUGAUUAGCAUGUUAUAACAAACUUUUAGAAUUAUUAAAGAAUGUUUAAUCUACAGAUAUGUAUAAAUAUAUAAUAUUAUAAUGAUUAUAUCAUUAAACUAAUACACAAGAA